Messenger RNA from Haliotis rubra (blacklip abalone), 1737 nucleotides. Its product is annotated as trans-1,2-dihydrobenzene-1,2-diol dehydrogenase-like. NCBI's taxonomy places the organism in Eukaryota, Metazoa, Mollusca, Gastropoda, Lepetellida, Haliotidae. The coding region runs from base 151 to 951 and encodes 266 amino acids. The transcript has 8 exons. The record is from RefSeq and is a predicted model, not a curated record. Gene Ontology annotation, molecular function: nucleotide binding.
CAUAACAAAAGUACCUGGUACCACGUUUCUGGACUCGACACGAACGUGGUUUUCUAAAAGGUAGAUGAUCAAACGGCAGACUGUCGACACACUACAGCUGAUCUAACAGCAUUAUCACAACAAAUAUUUGUUGGUGAAAGACACAUCACCAUGGCAACCAGAUGGGGAAUCCUUAGUGCUGGGGCGAUAUCCCAUGACUUCACCUCAGCUCUUGUCAGUCAAAACCCAGAGGAGCAUCAGGUAGUUGCGGUAGCUGCCCGAUCAGCUGACAGAGCCAAGGAAUUUGCCGACAAGUUUGGGAUAAAGUCUUCCUAUGGAAGUUAUGAAGAGCUUGUGAAGGACCCUGAUGUUGACAUUGUUUACAUUGGGGCCAUCCAUCCAGAACACUAUAAGCAGUGUCUGUUGUGUCUUGGUGCUGGCAAACAUGUCUUGUGUGAGAAACCAUUGACCUUGACCUCGGUACAGACCAAGGAAGUGUUGAGGACAGCUAAAGAGAAGAAGCUGUUUUUCAUGGAAGGCUUUUGGAGUCGAUUCUUUCCUGUUUAUGAGAAAGUACGUGAAGAACUAUCUUCCAACUCCAUUGGCGACGUAGUCCUGACGCAGAAUUCCUUCUGCGUCAACAUCUACAACAUGGCUCGCGUCAACGACAAGAAGCUGGGUGGGGGCGGACUCAUGGACAUUGGCUGUUACUGUGUCAUGACAGCUGACAUGAUCUUCAAGGAAAGGCCUGAGAAGGUCAUCGCAGAAGGAGAGGUCACUGAUGAUGGAGUAGAUGCAGGAGGAGUCAUAACUCUGAGGUUCAGUGGGGACCGUAUCGCCAGUAUUGUGUAUCAUACUAAGACCCAGAGCAGCUCCAACUCACUGCUAAUAUGUGGAACCAAAGGUUGUAUCAAAGUAGAGGACAAGUUCUGGUGCCCUACAAAGAUGACAACGCCAUCAGGGGGUGUUUGAGUUCCCAAUUCCUGAAUGUAAAGAAAAGAUGAAUUUCUCUAACAGUGAGGGAUUUCAGUAUGAGCAGAGAUGUGUUAGAGAAUGUCUCAAGAAAGGUGAGCUUGAAUGUCCACUGAUGAACCAUGCAAGUUCUGAGAACAUCAUCUACAUCAUAGAGACAGCGCUUCAGCAGAUGGGAGUACAGUAUUGUACUUAAGCAUAUGAGAGUACAGUAUAGUGCUUAAGCAUAUGAGAGUACAGUAUAGUGCUUAAGCAGAGGGGAGUUCAGUUUGGUGCUUAAGCAUAUGAGAGUACAUUAUAGUGCUUAAGCAGAUGGGUUUACAGUAUGGUGCUUAAGCAUGUGAGAGUACAGUAUAGUGCUUCAGCAGAUGGGAGUACAGUAUGGCGCUUAAGCAGAGGGGAGUACAUUGUUGUGCUUAAGCAGAUAUGUGUACAGUAUAGACUUAAGCAGGGGGGAGUACAGUAUAGUGCUUAAGCAGAGGGGAGUACAGUAUAGAGCUUAAGCAGAGGGGAGUACAGUUUGGUGCAUAAGUAGAGGGGAGUACAGUUUUGUUCAACCAAUAACUUUAUGAUUAUUUAAUGGAUUGUUUUUAGGUUUGGAUAAUGGCUUCUUUGCUUAAAGUAAAGGUGCAGCGCAAACUUUGAUUCAGUUUUGUCAAGAAUAAUCAUUAUUAAAAGUUGUACUAAUUAGUGGUGUUCCGAUGAUCUAAAAAAAAAUCGAAAAUUGAUCGAAAGAAGGAUUAAAAAUGAUUAUCGAUUGUAAUAAAAAUAUUUUUUUUUGAUUAA